Molecule: messenger RNA, 2034 nt
Organism: Cylas formicarius (sweet potato weevil)
Lineage: Eukaryota; Metazoa; Arthropoda; Insecta; Coleoptera; Brentidae
Exons: 1
Coding region: 105-1343 (412 amino acids)
Source: RefSeq, a predicted model, not a curated record
CGCGGCAAGAGCGUCCCCACCCGCCUCCCAACGCACUACCCGGUGGACGUCGUCGUCGUAGCGCUCGACUCAGUAGUAAUUGUUGCGCAAGUAGCCGCGAUAACAUGGCGAGGUCCAAAGUGAACAAGCUGGGGGACCUGCUGAAACAGACGCUCGGACGCGACGUCGACGUCGUCCGCGACGAGACGUCGCUCCUGACCGCACCCGGGGAACACUACGGUAGCGUCAUGCUAGCGCUGAAGGUUAAGAUAAAACGAAAAUCUCGAGAGGAGGACCUGGACCUCGUCGCCAAACUGAUACCCGCCAACGAGAUGCUGCGCGUCGCGUUCGAUAUACCGGUGACGUUCAAAAAGGAAGUGUUCGCUUAUACGGAGAUGAUUCCGGCUCUGGUGCAGCUUCAAAAAGAGCACGGGGUGCCGGAGAGCUUGUAUCAGGACAGGCUCUUUCCCAGGUGUUACGGCGCGAGGCUAAACCUGGACGAGAACAAGAACGACGUCAACGAAGACGCCGUUCUUUUGUUCGAGAACCUGAAGGUGCAGGGAUACUUCACCGAGGACCGAUUGGUAGGUUUCGAUGAACACGCGACCCGCGUUAUCCUCAAAGACCUGGCGAGGUUCCACGCGGUACCGAUAGCCCUCAAACUAUUGAAACCGGCGGAGUUCGAAGAGAAGGUGAGGCCCUGUACCGUCUUUAACAAGGGCCUGGAGCAGUUGCCCGCCGAGGUUGGCCUCGCUUUCCACAACUCCAUCAUGGAAGGGGCCAAGGAUAUCCCCGACCUCGAGCCCUACCUACAGCGGCUUCAGCGCGUCGUAGAUGACGCCCUGGUCAGGCCCUAUGUGCAGAGGCACAGUCCGAACGAGCCCUGGGGCACGGUGACCCACGCGGACUUUUGGGUGAGCAACACGAUGGUGCUGAAAGACAAGUCCGGUCGUACCGUGAGCAACAAGAUAGUGGACCUUCAACUGAUGCGGUACUGGUCGUGCUGUUGCGAUUUGGUUUUUUUCCUCUUCACCAGCGUGGUGAACGACGUGCUGGAGGAACGCUUCGAGGAGUUCCUGAAGCUCUAUCACGAGACGUUCUUAGAUACCUUGAGGUACUUCGGGGUGGACAUGGACUUAUUCGGCUGGGACCGGUUCGUGGCGGAACUCGACGAGGUCGCGCCCACGGAGGUAUAUCACGUCUUGGUGAUGCUCAAACCGAUCUGUACAGAGCGGGGCAAGGUCACCAAUACCGCGGAGGAGUUCCAGGACUCCGACUGGAGCAGGAAAGAUUUGCUGGGUCCCAACCAUCGCAGGAAACUGAGGGAUACGGUUUUGGGGCUCGUGAAGCGCGGCUGGAUAUGAAAUCGAAUCGGAAUAAACAAUAAGCGGUUGUUUGUGCGUUUGCGACUUGUAUAAUAACAAUAAUAAAUUCUUUUAUCUAGGUUAUACCGCCGAGAGUGUUUAUUUCCGCGUUUUGCACAAAAAAAAUAUUGUUUAUAUUGUUAUUGAAAUGUUACGGCGGCGAAACGUUGGCCAUUUACGUUACGAUAAUAAAAACGGCGAGAAAAAAUUGCGAAAAGGAAAGGUAUACGACGGAGGACCGCAGGUGAGAAAGUAUUUUACGGAAGCGAAUUAAGCGGAAAGAAAUGGCAAAAAAUAAAUGGCUUUUCUUAAGCGUCGAAAAAACGAUCCGCAACAGCAGUGUGGGCGUCGCGUUCGGCUAAAACAUAAAAACGAGAACUUUGAUAAAUGUCACUUUAAUCACGAGUUUGACUUGGCAGCAGUUUUUUCAAGAUUUUGAACGUGUUGCACACGGCCAUUAAUUUUUUAGUGGAUUUUUGCAAACAUCACGAAUACAUUCACCGAGUGAUGUGUGACGUGGCCAUCAGAGCUGACAAACGUCAAAAUACAAAAAUAAAUUACUCUGGAACCAACUCAACGCACGCUAGAUCAGUUUAUUGGGAAUUUUGCGUUUAGACUGCAAUAUUUACCACAAGCCCAAACUAAUGUUAUUGUUAUAUUACAGUAAUAAAUUUAAAAAAGGAACAUUUUA